Messenger RNA from Onthophagus taurus, 3633 nucleotides. Its product is annotated as dentin sialophosphoprotein-like. Lineage: Eukaryota; Metazoa; Arthropoda; Insecta; Coleoptera; Scarabaeidae. The record is from RefSeq and is a predicted model, not a curated record.
GCUAUCCUUUACAGCUGGAUUUGAAAACUUCGUUAUCCGGUUUUCAAGGUGUUAAGGCAGUUGAAGAAAUCUUAUUUCGCAGAAUAAUUGUGUUGUACGAGAUAUAUGUAACAUGGAUGAAUUUACUGUUCAAGCUAGAUCUGACAGUGAAACUUUUAAAAGUACAGAUCUCUCAAGUAGUGAUGAACGAGGUAAGAAGAAAGCCAAAGUUUUACGAAAACCUAAACGUCUCAGACGUAAGAAAAAAAACUUGGCUUCAAAGAAAUCGAAAUCGCCAAAGAUGGAUGAAGGAUGGAGUGUUGCUAUAAAGUCUUCCAGUCAAUCUUCCAGCCAAGGCAACAUUUUCUCUGAAGCUACAGAAGAGCCUUUUUCUUCUGAGAAAUCUGACACUUUGGUUAAUCCUCUAACUUCUGAUGAUGACACUGAUGAUUGUUCUUAUAAAAACACUCAAAUAGGAGAUAUUAUUAAAAGUGUUUCGAAAAAUACAAAGAAGGUUGAAAAUGAAUCAAAACUAAACUCUUCAGAAAGAGGAGAUACUCCAAUGCCUGAAGUCAUUAAAAGUGUAUCAAAACAUCUAAAUAAGGCUACAAGAGGAUCAAAACUUAACUCCUCAUUAGAAAGAGUACACAUUCAAAGCCCUGAUGAGCUUAUGAUGAUUGUCGAAAAUAAUGGACCUCGAUUAACAUUUCGAACAGAUACUCUCAAAAAGAAAAACAGGGAAUCUUCUACAACACCAAAAUUAAGUAGCACAUCAAAAGAUAAACAUAAAGGUGAUUUUACUUCUUCUAAUGGUAAAAAUCAUUCAUUGAAAAUUGAUGAGUCCUCGACCUCUUCAUCUGAACCAUUACAAGAUUCACAAAAUUCAAGUAAAAAGAAGCAAAAUGAAAGGGCUAAAUCUUUUAUUAAUAUAAAUCGUCAAAGUAGACUUCAAAAGCCAUCUCCGAUCCCAGAUAUGGCCCAAAACUCUUCAACAGAAGACGAAUGCGAUAAUGAAAAUUACGCCAUCGUCUCUAGUAACAUUAAAACUCAACAAAGUAAAAUUCAAAAUAAAUCUUUGAGUCAGCAUAAGUUGACGCCUAAGGAAAACGUUGAAUUUGAUAAUGAAGAAAUGGUUACCAAUAAGAGUUUGCGUAGACAAACUAGGAACAUGACUAACUCUACAAUUAAACAAAGGGAUAUGGAUAAAGAUUUAUUUGCUAAUAAAGCUACAAAUUUAGAUCAAAAUCAUUUGAAAGCUAGAAGUCCCAUAAAAUAUGUUUCAGAUAGAUUUGCUGAUUCAGAUAGUGAAUCUGAAAAUGAGGAUUCAAAUAGUGCUGUUGACAAAGAAACAAAUGAAACGUUUGAUAAAAAACAUGAUAACUCUGAAAGUGAUUCCGAUACAUCCGACAAUAGUAUUAUUGCAGACAAUAAAGUUUCUUCUGUAUUAGUUGAAGAUAACAAACAAUCAAUACAUACCAAACAAGAUAAAUCUCCAAUCUAUGAUAAAACAAAAAACUCUUCCAGAGAAAUGGAUAGGAAGUCUAAUAAAAUCACACAUUCUACAAACAACAUAAUCUCAGAAUGUAUUGCAAAUAAUUCUGACAACAUGGAUUCUAGUUCAUCUGACGAUAGUACCAUCAAGCAAAAACGUGAUGGCUCUGUAAUCCUUCUAAACUCAGAACUAUCAAUUAUUAGUUUAUCAGAUGAUAGCACUAAAGAUAUCACAUUAAAAAAUACCCCUAUUUUAAAGUUAAAACCUGGAUCCACUAGCACUGAAAUUAAGAAAGGAAGGCGCACAAAUUCGAUCGUUCAAAAUAACAGCAAAAUUCAAAAGCAAUCUGGGGAAAGUAUGCAUGAGAUAGACGAAAUAUCUGCACUUAAUGAAACAUUUACAAGUGAGAAUCCUAUUGCAGCUGCAUUAAAGGAAUUCAAAUUUGAAAAGAAUGAAAUAUGGACUGACCCUAAAAGCCAUACAUUUUGUGGUGCUGAUAUUGCACCGCCAGAAGAUGAAAAACGAGAAACCUACAAUUUAGAAAGUAGCGUUAUCGAUUUAGUUGCUUUAAAAAGUUUGGAAGAUAACGAACAAAGAAGUUUGAAAAGGUCAUCAAUCGGACAAAGAAUUGCGAAACGAAAUAAACAGGUACCAUUAGAAAAAUUAUCUACUACAUUGAAAGCUAAGGGAAAAUUAAAAGAUAAGAAAUCGCACAUUUCUAAACAAUUGGUGAAAGGUGUGUUAAACGAAAGUAAAAAAAAUGUUACAUUUAACGGAACUAUUUCAUCAAAAAUUAAGCCAACUAAAAUGCCGAACUUUUCGAAAAUUCAUCAACAACAGUUGGAUCGUAGCGAAAGUUUAGUGGAUUAUGUCCAACGAAAACAAGAAAGAUCGCAGCAUUUAUUAUCUACAGGAAAAUCACUUGGCGCAAGAAAAUCAGCUACUCCAAAACCUUCAACUGCUGCUGCUUGUAAACAACUUAGUUUUACGCCGCAAGCCGGGUGUAGUUACUGGAAUGAUUCAACUGUAAAAUCUGAAAAAACCAAAAUGAAUAAUAAAAAGUUGAUUCGAUCAGAUGCAUUUGAAUAUGAUACAGAUGAAAAAAAUCACCCACAAAAGAAACGUGUAACUUAUUCAUCGCCAUUUGAGGAAAAUGUAAAACCACCAAAAGUUUUUGCUAAAACACCAGGAAAGCCAAAGUAUAUUUCUGAAACGCCCAGUAUAGAUACACCAAAAACAGAAAAUAAACUUCCUUGUAAAUCACCAAGAGUUAAUAAAACACAAGGAAAAACAUUUAUGAAUCUGACUCCACAGAAAAAAUCCGCAGAUGGUGUGGUAGUAAAAAGUGAAAAAACACCAAAAAGAGUAUCUCCAAAAACGGUUAAAACACCAAAAAGAGUAUCUCCAAAAGCGGUUAAAACACCAAAAAGAGUAUCUCCAAAAGCGGUCAAAACACCAAAGAGAGUGUCUCCACAAGUAACUAAAACGCCUAAACGAGUGUCACCAAAAUCGGAAAAGAAAAUGGUGUUGGUUAAGUCACCAAAAAGUCCAAUUACUAAACUGGUACCAUUAAAACUAUUUCCAUCAACAUCAUCAUCAUCCCAAACCAAAACUAAUUGUUCUAAAAAAGUUCUUGUGAACGUCGUUGCCUCGAAAAAUUCAAAGAAUGUGCUAAAUAAACAGGUCCCAAAGAAAGUGAACCAAAUACCAAGACAAAUAAGAAAAGAAAAUGAUUUAAAUGUUAAUAAUGUUGGGCAACAGCCUUCCACAAGUUCAGCUAUGGGUGGAGUAGUAAAAGAGAAUAUGAAACAUCAAAAAACAGUGGGAGUUGUUAAUGAGGACACUACAAAAGCUUCUAAUUCCCCAAAGAAAAAGGUAAAAACACGAUUGGACAAGGAAGCGCUUAAAAUGGCUGCCAAUAAAAGUAGGGUUGUGCAGACUGAAGAUGUUGAACAAAAAAGAGAAGUAUUGAAAGGUAUGAGGAGCAACCGAAGGUUUGAUUUAUUAAUGAAGUUUAGAAAUAAAAAGUGAAAGAACAUUUUACAAUUAUUAAUGAUUAAUUUUAAUGCGUUCUGUUAUUACAUUUUUUUUAUAAGUUGUCUAAUUAUUCCCUUCAAUUUAUACUGUUCAAGGUUUUUAAUAAAAUCAUUAUGUAUUAUUUA